This is a messenger RNA of Entamoeba invadens IP1, 462 nucleotides long. RefSeq lists its product as hypothetical. The record is from RefSeq and is a predicted model, not a curated record. The transcript has 2 exons. Lineage: Eukaryota; Evosea; Mastigamoebida; Endamoebidae. The coding region runs from base 1 to 462 and encodes 153 amino acids.
AUGAACAAUUUAUGUAAAACGAGAAAACGAGAAAACGAGAAAACGAGAAAACGAGAAAACGAGAAAACGAGAAAACGAGAAAACGAGAAAACGAGAAAACGAGAAAACGAGAAAACGAGAAAACGAGAAAACGAGAAAACGAGAAAACGAGAAAACGAGAAAACGAGAAAACGAGAAAACGAGAAAACGAGAAAACGAGAAAACGAGAAAACGAGAAAACGAGAAAACGAGAAAACGAGAAAACGAGAAAACGAGAAAACGAGAAAACGAGAAAACGAGAAAACGAGAAAACGAGAAAACGAGAAAACGAGAAAACGAGAAAACGAGAAAACGAGAAAACGAGAAAACGAGAAAACGAGAAAACGAGAAAACGAGAAAACGAGAAAACGAGAAAACGAGAAAACGAGAAAACGAGAAAACGAGAAAACGAGAAAACGAGAAAACGAGAAAAAUAUUAAAUAA